Molecule: messenger RNA, 1644 nt
Organism: Pogona vitticeps (central bearded dragon)
Lineage: Eukaryota; Metazoa; Chordata; Lepidosauria; Squamata; Agamidae
Gene: UQCRC2
Product: ubiquinol-cytochrome c reductase core protein 2
Cellular component (GO): mitochondrion
Molecular function (GO): metal ion binding
Source: RefSeq, a predicted model, not a curated record
AAGGUGCAUGCUGGGAAACUCCGCGGCCGCUACUUUCUCUUCCGCCGCCAUCUUAAGUUUUAUUUCUCGGGCGGUGAGGGAGUCGGGGGGUUGUCGGCAGCCAUGAGGGCCGGUCUGUUUGUGGCGCGGUGCCUUUCGAGGAGAUUUUAUUCUCUCAGAAGUGCACCUAAACCAAAUAUCUUGGCGACAGCACCACAAGCGAAAGUUCAACUGCACCCCGAGGAUCUUGAGAUCACAAAACUAGCAAAUGGCUUGGUGAUUGCUUCCCUGGAAAAUUACUCUCCUGUAUCAAGAAUUGCCGUCUUCAUCAAAGCCGGCAGCAGGUAUGAGACCUCUGCCACUUUAGGAACUGUUCAUAUGCUCCGCCUUGCAUCUAAUCUGACUACAAAAGGAGUGUCCAUCUUCAGAAUCACCCAGGGUCUUGAAGCUGUUGGCGGUUGCUUAAGUGUGACUUCUACCAGAGAAAACAUGGCGUAUUCUGUUGAAUGUAUGCGUGACUACAUUGAUACUGUACUGGAAUAUCUGAUAAAUGUCACUACAGCUCCAGAAUUCAGGCUCUGGGAACUUUCUGAGGUUAUACCCCGUUUAAAAAUUGACAAGGCAGUUGCCCUUCAAUCGCCACAAGUUCGUAUUAUUGAAAACUUGCAUGCAGUGGCUUAUCGAAAUGCCCUUGCCAAUUCCUUAUACUGUCCCGAUUAUAGGCUACAGAAAAUUACACCAGAGCAGCUGCACCAUUUUGUACAGAGCAACUUCACAAGUGCCCGGAUGGCUCUGGUGGGUGUAGGUAUGAACCAUGCUGAUCUAAAGCAAAUAGGAGAGCAGUUUAUGAACAUUCGCAGUGGGCAUGGCUCAGCUGGGGAGAAGGCCAAGUACAAGGGAGGUGAAAUCCGAGAGCAGAAUGAUGAUAGCCUUGUCCACGCAGCUGUGGUGGCCGAAGGAGCUGCCAUAGGAAGUGCAGAGGCAAACGCUUUCCGUAUCCUUCAGCAUCUCCUUGGGGCAGGACCUCUUAUUAAGGGAGGAAGCAAUGUUACCAGUAAACUCAGCCAGGCUGUAGCAAAGGCAUCUCCCCAUCCUUUUGAUAUAGCAUCAUUUAAUGUGAACUACUCUGAUUCUGGACUAUUUGGCUUUUACACCAUUUGCAAGGAUUCAGCUGCUGGAGAGGUAAUCAAGGCUGCUUUGAAUCAAGUGAAGGCCAUUUCCCAGGGUGGAGUAACUGAUGCUGAAGUCACAAUAGCCAAACAGCAGCUGAAAACAUCUCUCUUUAUGUCUCUUGAGUCCACGGAAGGUUUGCUUCAUGAAAUCGGCUCCCAGGCACUAGUAUCCGGCACAUACACAUCGCCAGCUGCUGUGAUUGACAAGAUUGAUUCUGUGGCUACUGCUGACAUUGUGAAUGCUGCAAAGACGUUUGUUAAUGGGAAGAAGUCAAUGGCAGCCCGUGGGAACUUGAUACAUACCCCUUAUCUUGAUGAGCUGUAAAGAAAUAAAACAUGGAGACACAGCUUAAAAUGGAAGGUUGCUCUCUAGUAGUUGCAUUAACUGCUUCUGUUGUUCUACAUUAUUUAUGAGUUCCUAAUUUUCUGCAUCUCUGUCUUACUCUGUUGAUUUACUUAAACAGAAUAAAGUGCAGAUCUCAUACUCUUAGAA